Trypanosoma cruzi is the source of this 498-nucleotide messenger RNA. Its product is annotated as mago nashi-like protein, putative. Gene Ontology annotation, cellular component: nucleus; exon-exon junction complex. The coding region runs from base 1 to 498 and encodes 165 amino acids. The record is from RefSeq and is a predicted model, not a curated record. The transcript has a single exon. NCBI's taxonomy places the organism in Eukaryota, Euglenozoa, Kinetoplastea, Trypanosomatida, Trypanosomatidae. Gene Ontology annotation, biological process: RNA splicing.
AUGACGACUGAGGUGCCAUGCGAGGAGGGGGCGAUGACUAUGCCUGAAGAGACCAUGGAGUCGCACCUUUACCAUCUUCGCUACUUUGCCGGACAUACGGGGCGCUACGGUAACGAGUUUUUGGAGUUCGACAUCCGCGACGAUGGAACGCUGAAGUAUGGCAACAACAGUCGCUACCGGAAUGAGAACAUUAUCAAGAAGCAGGCUCGGGUGUCUCCCGCAGUGUUGGAGGAGAUCAAGCGCGUCAUCAUCACCUCCGGGGUUCUUGAAAGCGAUGAUGAGAGGUGGCCGCAACCAGACCGGAACGGGCGGCAGGAGCUAGAGAUACACCUGGGAAACACCCACAUUUCGUUGGUGACGAACAAAAUUACCUCCAUAAGCGAAGUAGAGCAAACAGACAACUCUAAAGGACUCGAGACGUUCUAUUACUUUGUACGUGACAUCAAGUCGUUGGUAUUGGCCCUUGUGUCGCUUCAUUUCAAAAUCAAGGCCUGCUAA